Molecule: messenger RNA, 4969 nt
Organism: Phyllostomus discolor (pale spear-nosed bat)
Lineage: Eukaryota; Metazoa; Chordata; Mammalia; Chiroptera; Phyllostomidae
Gene: STT3A
Product: STT3 oligosaccharyltransferase complex catalytic subunit A
Exons: 18
Coding region: 165-2282 (705 amino acids)
Biological process (GO): post-translational protein modification
Cellular component (GO): membrane
Molecular function (GO): dolichyl-diphosphooligosaccharide-protein glycotransferase activity
Source: RefSeq, a predicted model, not a curated record
GUGUCGGCCGUGGGCCAACCAAUAGGGAGCUAUUCAGGAGGCGGACCCGGCCUUUGCCAGGGUUGAGUGCGCCGCUGAGCGGAUGGCAGUGGGAGCCCAGCGGAUUCCUGAGGAACGCCGGCCAGCUGUUUCAGUGACAUCUGUUGCCACCCAUCAAUGUCAAGAUGACUAAGCUGGGAUUUUUGCGGCUGUCCUAUGAGAAGCAGGACACCCUUCUGAAGCUUCUCAUUCUCUCAAUGGCUGCUGUGCUGUCAUUCUCCACUCGUCUCUUUGCUGUCCUGAGAUUCGAAAGUGUCAUCCAUGAGUUCGACCCGUACUUUAACUAUCGGACUACCCGGUUCCUUGCCGAGGAGGGAUUUUACAAAUUCCAUAACUGGUUUGAUGACCGGGCCUGGUACCCACUGGGCCGGAUCAUCGGAGGAACGAUUUACCCAGGCUUAAUGAUCACCUCUGCUGCAAUCUACCAUGUACUCCAUUUUUUCCACAUAACCAUCGACAUUCGGAAUGUCUGUGUGUUCCUGGCCCCUCUCUUCUCUUCCUUCACCACCAUCGUCACGUACCACCUUACCAAAGAGCUCAAGGACGCAGGGGCGGGACUUCUGGCUGCCGCCAUGAUUGCUGUGGUUCCCGGGUACAUCUCCCGGUCAGUGGCUGGCUCCUACGACAAUGAAGGGAUCGCCAUCUUCUGCAUGCUCCUCACCUACUACAUGUGGAUCAAAGCGGUGAAGACUGGCUCCAUCUACUGGGCAGCCAAGUGUGCCCUCGCUUAUUUCUACAUGGUCUCUUCGUGGGGCGGUUACGUGUUCCUGAUCAACUUGAUCCCCCUCCACGUGCUGGUGCUGAUGCUGACAGGACGCUUCUCCCACCGCAUCUACGUGGCCUACUGCACGGUGUACUGCCUGGGCACCAUUCUCUCCAUGCAGAUCUCCUUCGUGGGCUUCCAGCCUGUCCUGUCAUCGGAGCACAUGGCGGCCUUCGGGGUCUUUGGUCUCUGCCAGAUCCAUGCCUUUGUGGAUUAUCUGCGCAGCAAGUUGAACCCACAGCAGUUUGAAGUCCUUUUCCGAAGUGUCAUCUCCCUGGUAGGCUUUGUCCUUCUCACCGUGGGAGCUCUCCUCAUGCUGACAGGAAAAAUAUCUCCCUGGACGGGGCGUUUCUACUCGCUGCUGGAUCCGUCUUAUGCCAAGAACAACAUCCCCAUCAUUGCUUCUGUGUCCGAGCAUCAGCCCACGACCUGGUCUUCGUACUAUUUUGACCUGCAGCUUCUUGUCUUCAUGUUUCCAGUUGGUCUCUAUUACUGCUUUAGCAACCUGUCUGAUGCCCGGAUUUUCAUUAUCAUGUACGGUGUGACCAGCAUGUACUUUUCAGCUGUGAUGGUGCGUCUGAUGCUGGUGUUGGCACCCGUGAUGUGCAUUCUUUCUGGCAUCGGAGUCUCGCAGGUGCUGUCCACUUACAUGAAGAAUCUGGACAUCAGUCGUCCAGACAAGAAGAGCAAGAAGCAGCAGGAUUCUACCUACCCUAUUAAGAAUGAAGUGGCAAGUGGGAUGGUACUGGUCAUGGCUUUCUUUCUCAUCACCUACACCUUCCAUUCGACCUGGGUUACCAGUGAGGCCUACUCUUCCCCCUCCAUUGUGCUGUCUGCUCGUGGCGGGGAUGGCAGCAGGAUCAUUUUCGAUGAUUUCCGAGAAGCGUACUAUUGGCUUCGUCACAAUACUCCAGAGGAUGCGAAGGUCAUGUCGUGGUGGGAUUACGGCUACCAGAUUACAGCCAUGGCGAAUCGGACGAUCUUAGUGGACAAUAACACGUGGAACAAUACCCACAUUUCUCGAGUAGGGCAGGCAAUGGCAUCCACAGAAGAAAAAGCCUAUGAGAUCAUGAGGGAGCUUGAUGUUAGCUAUGUGCUGGUCAUUUUUGGAGGCCUUACUGGGUAUUCCUCUGAUGACAUCAACAAGUUCCUGUGGAUGGUCCGGAUUGGAGGCAGCACAGACACAGGCAGACAUAUCAAGGAGCAUGACUAUUACACUCCAACUGGGGAGUUCCGUGUGGAUCGCGAGGGUUCUCCCGUGCUGCUGAACUGCCUUAUGUACAAGAUGUGUUACUACCGCUUUGGACAGGUCUACACGGAAGCCAAGCGCCCACCAGGCUUUGACCGUGUGCGGAAUGCUGAGAUUGGGAACAAAGACUUCGAGCUCGACGUCCUGGAGGAAGCGUACACCACAGAGCAUUGGCUGGUCAGGAUAUACAAGGUGAAGGACCUGGAUAAUCGAGGCUUGUCAAGGACAUAAACGUUUCUUCCAGCUCCGAUAUGCUUCACACUGAGUGCGUCUCACUUAGGACGCCGAAGACGUUUUUUAAACAUGCAGUUUAUAACAGCAGAACACGAUGUGAUUAGAAUUGUCUGGAAGUUUUGCCCUGGGCAGUAUGGGCUGGGCCAAAUGCAAUGAUUUUUAUAAUUCUGAGCAGGUUACCAAAUGAAAUGUCAUGGCUUUACUUUGGUCAAUUAAAGGGAGGGAAUUUUUUUUUUAAAUGUGCCUUAUUUGUUUUUACUUUUGACCAGCUUGAGGAACGCAGAAGUCUAUGGUGGGCUGACGGGGGGACAGAAAGCAGACCUCACCCAUGCUUUCGCUCCCUGAGUCAGCUCUGUGGGCAUUCCGUCUCUCUCGCAUCAGGAAAGCUGUCAAGGACUGGGUCAGAUCCUACAUACACUUCGUCAUUUCAAAAAUUGCAGCACUGAGCACAAUGCCUGCACACAGUGGGUGCUCAGUGAGUUCUUACCAACGGAAUAAAUGUGGGACUGAAGGAGGGCCUUGACUGGGCAGGGACGGUAGCUGCAUGCCGCCAUGUCUCUCUGCUCACCACACGUCUCGUCCUUGGGGGCGCUUUGACUCUAUGAAGGGGAAAGGGUGGCUAGCUGACCGGAUCUUAAAAACUUUCUUUGGGACUAGCAAGGGGUGUGUGUGUGUGUGUGUUUAUCAGGAAUAAAUCAAGUGAGAAUAAAUCAGCAGUUUUGAAGAUUCAAGGCAAACAGUGACAUUAUUCUCAUUCUAAGUGGAGGAAGAAACUCUUGCACCAUUAUGUAUAAAACUUGGUCAGUGGGUAUUUUUGAGUCAACUAAAGUAUAACCAUAUGUAUCUAUUUGAAAUCCAGCCCUUUAGUAUUCUCACUUAACCACAACAUAGCUCAUGUCUCUGCUCAUUUCCUUUAGUUUAUGCUCUAAAACUCUUGCAGUUAUGUAAAGGGGAGCUUCUUUAUCCUUUAGUCUCUGCCUGUUUGUUGUCCUUGUGUACCACUGUCUCAAUGAUCUGGUUCUGACGUUCUUGCCAAAUAAACUACAAGUGAGAAGGGGGGGGGUUGCUAUUAGUAGUAGCCUAAGAAUAGCGCUAGCCUUACUACAGUAGAGGGGAAGAGAAACGUGAAGAAAUAACUCAAACCACAGUAGUCUCGUGGGUACGUAAUGUCAGGAUAAACAGCUUUAUGUUCAGUAUAGUAGGACAUGCUAUAACACAUAUUAGUGAUGUAUAAAAACCUCAAGUCAUUUUAAAAAGUACAAGGUAACUGUUUACUGUUACCUGUUGAAGAAACAGGAGCAAUUACAUGGCUUUUAGGCAAAGCAAAAUGGUGCUCCCAGAGGGUAUACUCAGGUGUACUUACCCAGAAAACUUAUCCUUCCAAACCAAUUUAUAUACUAGAUUUAGAUUUGAUGUAAUAUUUGAUUUAUUAUAUGUAAAUACAUUACUUGAAUUAUAUGCAGAAUUUCUCCCUAGUGGAAAGGGUUAUUCUGAGUUUUAUUUUUUAAAUUUCUUUUUACCAACAUGAAUAAUAUCAUUUAGAAAUCAUUAAUGAUCUUCCUCUAUAAUAUAUAUGGUAUAACCCCUGAACUUACCACUAUAGCUGUUACUUUCUUUGAUAAUUUUAAUUUUGUUACUUUUUAGGCUGCACGAAGCUAUCUCUUUGAAAAAUUUACUUUUCAUUUUCAUUGUUAUAGUACACUUAGUGUAAAAGAAACUCAAUUCUAAAAAGCAAAACAGUGUUUUCUGAUUCUGGGAGACAACCUCUUUCAACUCCACUGAUUCUCACAUUAUUUACCUCCAUCUCCUUAAGUAAGUUGCUUUAUUUUGCUCUGUGUUGGUUUUUUUAAUCUUGGGUAUCAUCUGUUGACUUUCUGGUGUUCAAAGUGAAGAUUUAGCUCUCUUUCACCAUCCUGCUAUUCCCACAGACUAUUUUGAGAUUCUGUUAUAGUUACGAUUUUGGUUAGCGUGGUAGUUUUUGCCUUACAGUUUUUCACAACUAGGCCACGUGGUAUACUGUUACUACUUCACCCCACCCCACCCCCCGCCUAACUUUUUUGGAGGGAGUUUUUUUUUUUUGUGCUUGUCACUAAUUUCUCCCCAAACUCUCAUUUGUUCGUGCCAACUUCCUUUUAAUGUUUAGAUUCAUAAGGUAUGUCUUAGAGAUGUCUUCUGUUUGCUGGGUUCAUUUGGUUUACUCUGGGUUUGCUGCACACUUCUUGGGUGGGUGUAUCCUUUCACUGUCACAUUAUGUAUGUUAAUCCCCUGACUUCUUGAUUUGUCACCUCCAACUACCUCCCUGAGAAAGUGUGUGGGAGAUAAAGUUCCUGAGAUCUCUGUCUCCUCCUGCCACACUCAGUAGGUUGGCUAGGCAGAGGUCCAGGCUGUGAAUAACUUUUCCAUAGAAUUAUUUUGAAGGCAUUGGCUUGUUGUUUUCUCCCUUCUAAAUGUUGAGGAAUGCAAUCUGUUCUGAUUUUUUUUUUUUUUUUUGCAUGUGUACAUUCCCUCUCACUCCCACCCCAGGCCUCUUCAUAUGUAGUAUUUUGAAAUUUUUCCAGUGUCUUGGAGUGGCUUAUCCAUUGUGCUGGGUAAACUUUUAAGUAUGCAUGGAAAGCCAAGUUCUUCAGUUCUGGGAAAUUUCCUUGAGUUAUCUGUGGAUUUCUUCCAAUUUCGUUUUUCUUUCU